GGGGAGAACAAAAUGAAGUUUUGGGAAGAAGCCGGUGAGUGAAUGACGAUACAACAUUCGUCAAUACCAAAAACAGUCACAAACACAGCGCCAGCAAAAAAGUUUUAUUUAAAUACCCGAAAGUCUCUCACUUUUGUCAUUUGGUGUUUCUAAUCAGCUUGAGCUCGCUGUCCGCCUCUGGUUUCAACUUUCAAGCAGUUUUGUGAUAAAGAUGGUGGAGGAGAAGGCCUGGAUUGCGAAAGAUGUUACUGAAUUGAUUGGAAACACGCCAUUGGUGUAUCUCAACCAUGUCGUAGAUGGCUGUGUCGCAAGGGUCGCUGCUAAGCUGGAGAUGAUGGAGCCUUGCUCUAGCGUCAAGGAUAGGAUUGGAUAUAGUAUGAUCACAGAUGCUGAGGAGAAGGGUCUCAUUAAGGCUGGUGAGAGUGUCCUGGUUGAGCCUACAAGUGGGAAUACUGGCAUUGGGUUGGCUUUUAUGGCAGCUGCAAAGGGUUACAAACUAAUAAUCACCAUGCCUGCUUCCAUGAGUCUUGAAAGACGAACCAUUCUUCGAGGUUUUGGAGCUGAGCUUGUUCUCACGGAUCCUGCCAAAGGCAUGAAAGGGGCUGUUCAGAAGGCACAGGAGAUAGUGGAUAAGACACCCAAUGCUUAUAUGCUUCAGCAAUUUGAGAACCCUGCAAACCCUAAGGUACAUUAUGAAACUACUGGACCAGAGAUCUGGAGAGGCUCUGCUGGCAAAGUCGAUGCUUUUGUUUCUGGGAUAGGGACCGGAGGUACAAUUACAGGUGCUGGGAAGUACCUCAAAGAGCAGAAUCCUGAUAUUAAGCUCUACGGUGUAGAACCAGUUGAAAGUGCUGUUUUGUCCGGAGGGAGACCUGGCCCUCACAAGAUUCAAGGGAUUGGUGCUGGCUUCAUCCCUGGAGUUUUGGAUGUCAGCUUAAUUGAUGAAGUUAUCCAAAUAUCAAGUGAAGAAUCUAUUGAAACAGCUAAGCGUCUUGCAUUGAAGGAAGGUUUGUUGGUGGGGAUAUCAUCUGGUGCCGCAGCUGCAGCUGCAAUUGAGAUUGCAAGGAGGCCAGCAAAUGCUGGAAAGCUCAUUGUUGCGGUCUUCCCCAGCUUUGGAGAGCGUUACCUGUCCUCUGUGUUGUUCGAAUCUGUAAAGCGGGAGGCAGAGAACAUGGUUUUUGAGCCCUGAGAUGCUGGUAGUUUCAGAAGGGAUUACAAAAGUCCAUAGUGUGAUGCUCCAGGCCAAAAACACAAGUAUCCAAGUCGCAUAAGUAUCCAUAGUGUGAUGCUUUUAGUUCGAGUGGCUUUGUAUCGACCUAGUCUCAAAUAAGUAAUAUGAAUAAUGUCCGUGAAUUUCAAAGGAUGUAUGAUACAAUAGAUCAGGUAUUUACAUUAUAGCAAAUUACAUUAUUGCCAGAAUCCAACUUCGUAUCUAGUGUGAAGCAAAGUACUUAUUUGUAGCAUAAACUCCUCACUCCUAAUAGCACCACCCUUUUUGAAUAAGAUAUUAAUAUCCAUUAUCUAGAU
Messenger RNA from Fragaria vesca subsp. vesca, 1527 nucleotides. Its product is annotated as cysteine synthase-like. Gene Ontology annotation, cellular component: cytoplasm. The transcript has 11 exons. The record is from RefSeq and is a predicted model, not a curated record. The coding region runs from base 212 to 1189 and encodes 325 amino acids. Gene Ontology annotation, molecular function: cysteine synthase activity. Lineage: Eukaryota; Viridiplantae; Streptophyta; Magnoliopsida; Rosales; Rosaceae.